UCAUCUUCUUUAGAAGCUUUGAAUCUGAUGUUAUAUCUUUCUUUUCUUCAUUUUUCCCUACUUGGGGCCUAGAGCUGUAAGCCUGAGCUAGGAGCAUAGUAGAAAGACUUAAUAAGAUCUUUGUUUAUCUUAUUAAGGAGGGAGAGGCCUUGGCUAGAAAAGCUUUGUGUUGCUGAGUCAGUAGUGCAAGGGUCAUUCUCAGUGCACAACAGCAGGUCAUAUCAGACCAGAAAUCAUGUCUCCAGGGAGGAAAAGAUGACAGAGUUUGCUUUCCACCGAGUGGGAAAGCUUGGCGUGGGAGGCUAGGUUGGAAUGCGUGUCUACAGAAAUGCACAGGGUAUACACAGGAUGUACCGUUAUCAUGAAGAUUAUAUAGAUGGAGACCAUAGAAAUGGAUGAACAGGUACUGUCAACGAUGCUUGAAAUAUAGAUGGCUAAUUGGUGUCCAUGAAGCUAAGAUGGUGGUUCAAAGGCUGUGAGUGGAAGGAAGGAGACACCUGAGUUUUUGAGAGCUUAAAGUCAAUGAUUGCGUCCCAGUCAAGGAUAAGAUCCAGGUAGUUAAGAGUUGAAAACAACGGUUAGGACAGGAGGCUCCGUGUUUUCAAACCUGAGGACUAAGUUACCUCAGUCUCCAAGCCCCAGCUUUCAAACACACUUUGUUCCAGUGUCUUGCUUGCAGUGCUGUCUCCGCCCACUGGGGGGCGGGGCUCGAGGGCGAGGCUAGUGGCUGUUCAGAAGCCUCGAGAGCUAUCAGUUCCUACCAGACUCCUGCUGGGGGUCCCAUCCACCCCAUGGCCGGGCAGAGGUCUUCAAACGUUUUCCCUCUCCCAGGCAAUAGUGGUGGUGGCCUGGAAGUUGACACCCCAUCAUGGUUGAGCAGCCAGGCAGCAACAAGCAGGUUAAUGGUGCGACCAAGUAUGGGUCCAGGCAUCUGUCCAGGCCCUGAGGUAUGGGGAGUGCCUCUGGGCUCCUCACCUUAUGAAUUCCGAGGUGGGAUAGCACCCUACAGAGCUUGUGAGGCAAGGGCCUGGUCCCAGAGUUCCUCUGAGGAUACCUGCCCAGGACCUUACAUCGCCUUGAGGUACAUGCCAAAUUUGGCACUGCCAGAGGACGUUUCAGCCAUACAGAAAGAGAUGGAGCAGCUAGCCAAGGAACUGAGACAAAAGAGGAUGACCCUGGGUUACUCACAGGCCGAUGUGGGAUUCGCUGUGGGAGCUAUGUUUGGGAAGGUUCUCAGCCAGACGACCAUAUGCCGCUUCGAGGCCCAGCAGCUCAGCCUUGCCAACAUGUGGAAGCUGCGACCCCUGCUGAAAAUGUGGUUAGAGGAAGUAGAUGAGAAGAACCUUCUGGGCAUAUGCAGAAUGGAGAUGAUCCUGCAGCAGGCCCGGAAGCGGAGACGUGCAAGCAGAGAGAGACGCAUUGGGAGCAAUCUGGAAAAACUGUUCUUGCAGUGUCCAGAGCCUACGCCCCAGCAAAUCAGCUAUAUUGCUGGGCGCCUCCGGCUACAGAAAGACCUGGUCCAAGUGUGGUUUUCUAACCGGAGCCAGAUGGGCAGUUGGCCAACCAAUGAUACCUCCCGGAGGGAGAAUGUGGGGGCAACUGGGUCUCCUUUCCCAGGUCCACCAGUGUGCUUUCCCAUGGCACCAGGGCUCCAUUUUGAUUUCCCCCACUAUGAGGGAUCAUGCCUUGCACCCCUGUACUCCUCUACCCCAUUUCCUGUACGAGGAGCCCUUUUGUCUGCCCCAACCACCACUCUGGGCCUCCCCAGGCUGUCAAGCUGAGGGGCCUACCCUGCAGGGGAAUUGCAGGGGAAUAAGAGGCUAGAGAGAAGGAGGUUUUGUUUCAAGGUUAGCGUUCAGUUCUCUGACUUAGUGGGUGUGGGUGGGAGUUAUUUACCGAAGGCUUGGGAGAGAAGUUAAAGAGUUCCACUUGCUUCUUUUUGUUUUUACCUUUGUUUUUCCCCCGGUGUUGGCAUUGCAAUAUCUUUAUGGCUAUAAUGUUUUGUUUCUCUUUUUAUUGUUAAUUAAAGAUGUCCAUUGUUCCUUGUGGUUAUCAGGAAACACAGUCUCUUUAUAAACACAGUAUAAAAUUAGAAGCACAAGUCAUAUAAAACUACUGUACUAGUGUUUAUUAUAAACAAGCAGAACCCUGUCUCAAAAAAAAAAAAAAAAAAAAGCAGAACUUUGUACAAACACAAAAUCCAGGCUAACAGUUACUCCUCAGAGAGGCCCCAAACCAACUGCCCUUUUCAAGUUCUGCUCAGUUGCUAACCUGCUUGGGACUACGGAGUGUUGCUCAAGGGUAAGUACAUACAUGAGCUUCUGCUGUCCUUCUCCUCUAUUCAUCAGUGUUCCAAAGGAUGUGUCAAGGAUAGCUUCAAAGAUACCCGUUAUCACAUUUAGGAAUUUAUUUUCCAAGUUAACUUUGGAUUUUAUUUUUG
Molecule: messenger RNA, 2440 nt
Organism: Mus caroli (Ryukyu mouse)
Lineage: Eukaryota; Metazoa; Chordata; Mammalia; Rodentia; Muridae
Gene: Pou5f2
Product: POU domain class 5, transcription factor 2
Biological process (GO): regulation of transcription by RNA polymerase II
Molecular function (GO): RNA polymerase II cis-regulatory region sequence-specific DNA binding; DNA-binding transcription factor activity, RNA polymerase II-specific
Source: RefSeq, a predicted model, not a curated record